Messenger RNA from Hypomesus transpacificus, 2103 nucleotides. RefSeq names its product cystatin-F. Bases 1596 to 2045 code for a protein of 149 amino acids. Gene Ontology annotation, molecular function: cysteine-type endopeptidase inhibitor activity. Gene Ontology annotation, cellular component: endoplasmic reticulum; Golgi apparatus; lysosome. The transcript is spliced from 4 exons. Gene Ontology annotation, biological process: negative regulation of microglial cell activation; immune response; positive regulation of myelination. The record is from RefSeq and is a predicted model, not a curated record. Lineage: Eukaryota; Metazoa; Chordata; Actinopteri; Osmeriformes; Osmeridae.
AAGUCUUUUAUUUGUCAGGUACACAGAACAAAACAAGGUCAGACUGGGCACUGAAAUUCUUAAGACAAGACAAUGCAAGCAUCUGGCAUAACAGAACGUACACGAUUAGUUGGUGACAUGAGACUGGCUGUGAAGACAUAUUCAAUGUUUAGAUGUGUGACAGUUUCUUCAUUACACAACGUUGUGGAGGUAUUUACUAUUCACAAAGGUAAAUGAGGUAUUUGGUCCCAUUUGAACUAUCAUGCUAAUAUAGGUAGGCUAGAAUGUGUUGAUCAUGUGUCAACUAUACCCCCCACUGCAGAAUCAUUUUAGCGGAUGCAGUUUCUGUCAACAUAAUCCAUUAUUAACAACCUCUGGAUUCCACAUCAGGCAACAUCCACAUCCCUGCGGAGGGGACAAAUUGUAAAGAAUUGAUUAAGGCCAAAGACUUCAGUUUCCCAUUGAAGACCUUUUACAUACACACUCUAAAGAUAGCUUGUAAUGUAGGGAAGACUACACUCAUAUUCAGAGGUAACAAGAACCUUCCAGUCAAAAUACAACAUAAGACAAUUGUGGAAAAUUGGUUACUAUAGGGUAUUAUGUCUGAACAAAGCGACUAUGUUUGGUCUUCAGAUAUCCAUGUGUAUAAAUGCAUGCAGAGUAUGCAUUAGUUGCAUUCCCACUAGACAAUACCAAAAUACUGUAGAUAUUCAAACCAGUCGGCUACAGAGCUUCUCCAAGAGAUAAACCAGUACCACCUGCUGGCCAUUAGCGGUACUUCAAACAGUGAUCCUACAGAUGCUUCACUGUCUGAUCGACGGUACUAGAACAAACCAGAAAAGCAGACAUUAUUAAUUGGAAAUUACCAUCAAGCUGUUCAAGCUAUCAUUUGAUUUGGUUUCAACAUCAUUUAGGUUUUUAUAGUAAAUGUAGGUUUGUUUUAGAACUGCAAUGCAUACUAUGGGUUUUAUAGUGCAGUGUCCAGAUAUCCCCAUCUAAUUUUUAAGAUGGGAUAGAAAAUGUACUUAUUUUAAAGGGCACUUGAAAGAAAUUAGAAGCUGAAGUGGUACCUUGAACUAGUCUCAUUGAAAGUACUUUUGUGGCUUUCAGUUGAACACAGGAAGUGGUGUGACAAAACCCCAGCCUCUAUACAGCCUCUCUGCAAUCUUUAAACUCAUUCUAUCUAUCAGACAAACAUUUCUACGAAAGCUGCCUUAAUAACCACACACAAAAUUGUCUUUGGUGUGUGCUCUUCAUGUUUCUUUACAAUAAUCUGUAUGCUACGACUGGAGCUCACUGCUAACACGUCUUAAUUUCACUUACUAAGAACAUUAUCUAUAUAAACAAAGAAGUUGGCCUGGAGGGUCUAACACAAAAUUCCAAAGCUACAUUAUUUCCAGCAUUUUGGAACGUUGUGUCAGACCUUCCAAGCCAACUUCUUUUGUUUAGUGAACUUUAUUGGUUGCACCUGUAGUUAAUUGGUUGAGACCACCAAGCAUUGUGUGUGUGUAUGUGGGUGGGAGGUUCUGCUACCAAGUUUUAGCUGGCCUGUUGGUGUGGCUAAAGUGUUGCCUUACAGGAAGUCAGUCAGCAGUGUUGAGGCAACUUUAAGAGUGAUGGAGUUAACAAGGGACAUGUUACUUGUCAUUUUCUUCUUUGCUGGCUGGAAUGUACUGGAAAGUUUAACAUUCGGUCAUACAACUCGACUCAUUCCCGGCCACCCCAGUAACAUCAGCAAGAACGACACAUGCCUUAAGAAGGCUGUGCUUGCUGGGACCUAUGCAUUUAACAACCAGUCCAAUGACCUUUUCCUCUUCAAGCCUUCUGCUAUAGAUGCUGCACAAAGACAGAUUAUAAAAGGGAUCCGGUACAUUGCCGAUGUGGAGGUCACCCGCACUGUGUGCCGCAAAAAUGAACAUGACGAGGAUCUAGUCAACUGUGACUUCCAACCAGAUGGCUCAUUAUAUCAGACCUUUGACUGCCAUUUUGAGGUUUGGGUUGCACCCUGGCUGCACCUGAUGAAGACCACCUAUUUCCUGUGCCGACCUAAGACAGGAACAACCUGACUGCUCUUUGUCCUCUGCAAAAAGGCCUUUUUUAAAUGUAAUUACAAACGGGAUCUCA